ACACUUUAUUUGCAGGCCACAGACCGGAUUGAAUACUUGUAUUCUCGCGACUGGCUUCCGCUGGCGUCUACAGUAUUUCAGAUUAAGUGCGUUCUUUGGCCCCCAGCUUCCUUGUCCUUGACGUCUAUCUGUCCGGAUCUCUACCACUUCAAUUACGACUGAACUCUCUCCACUGUUUUCAACUAACCGCAAAUCCUACGCUCUAGGUACCAUCGUUACGGCACAGCCAGUCUAGAGUCGAACCAAAGGUAGCAACCGCAUGAUCGUCGAUCAAUUGAAUUGAAGCCAUGCCGGCCAAAUCACGGUUCACAAGGCUAGACGCCUUCGCCAAAACUGUCGACGAGGCGCGCAUUCGCACCACAUCUGGAGGAAUCAUCACAAUCGCCUCGCUUCUUAUUGUAUUUUGGCUUGUUUGGGGAGAAUGGGCGGACUACCGACGUGUGGUGGUCAUGCCCGAGCUGGUCGUCGAUAAGUCAAGAGGAGAGAAGAUGGAGAUUCAUCUGAACGUUACAUUCCCCCGACUCCCCUGCGAACUUACGACACUAGAUGUUAUGGACGUCUCGGGCGAACAGCAGGUCGGUGUUGCGCACGGCGUGAACAAAGUCCGCCUUGCCUCCGUUGCUGACGGUGGCCGUGUCCUCGAUAUCCAAUCUUUGGAGCUCCACUCCGAAGAAGCAAAACACCUCGACCCCGAGUACUGCGGCGAGUGCGGCGGGGCACCAGCUCCUCCCAAUGCCAUCAAGUCCGGUUGCUGCAACACUUGCGAGGAAGUCCGAGAAGCAUACGCGCAAAAACAAUGGGCCUUCGGCAAAGGCGCCAACAUUGAACAAUGCGAGCGCGAACACUACGGAGAGCGCAUCGAAGCCCAGCGCCGCGAAGGAUGCCGUCUUGAAGGUGUCAUCCGCGUCAACAAGGUUGUCGGCAACUUCCACAUCGCACCUGGCCGCAGCUUCUCCAGCGGAAACAUGCACGUCCACGAUAUCGCAAACUACCUUGAGGUCGACCUCCCCACAGCCGAACAACACACAAUGUCGCAUAUCAUCCACCAACUCCGCUUCGGACCCCAGCUCCCCGACGAGCUCUCCGACCGCUGGCAAUGGACCGACCACCACCACACCAACCCGUUGGACAGCACAAACCAGGAUGCCGGCGAACCAGCCUUCAGCUUCAUGUACUUCAUCAAAGUCGUCUCAACCUCCUACCUCCCCCUCGGCUGGGACCCUCUAUUCUCAUCCUCCUUCCACAGCUUAGACUCCGACACCCCGCUAGGCGCACACGGCGUGAGUGGCGGGUCCCAAGGCAGCAUUGAAACACACCAGUACUCCGUAACCUCGCACAAGCGCUCUCUGCGCGGCGGAGACGCCUCAGACGAGGGCCACAAGGAGCGCCUCCACGCCGCCAACGGUAUCCCCGGCGUCUUCUUCAACUACGACAUUUCCCCGAUGAAGGUCAUCAACCGCGAAGCGAGACCGAAGACCUUCACCGGUUUCUUAACAGGGGUUUGCGCUAUCAUCGGUGGUACCCUCACUGUCGCGGCUGCGGUCGACCGUACGCUCUACGAAGGUGUCAACAGAGUGAGGAAGUUGCACUCAAACUAAAUCAAUACAGUACCUAGAUAAGAUCUCCCUCCGGAGCGGCUCGAAUCAGUGGAGUCACCUGUACAGAGCCAGCUUCUUGAAGUGCGCACGAGAAAAUCAAAUAAGAAACAAAGAAAAAUAACAAACAACAGUGAGCUAACUAUGUAGACGAGGUGGUGUUAGGCUUGAGCCAGGAAGGAAGUCGGGAAGUCAGUCAGCACUAAAGGCGUUUUUCGGACCAAGUAUCUAUGCUAUGCUCCUUUUAUUUUACUUUAUUUUUUUUUUCCUGUACAUCUGCAAGCUGUUUGUGUCUAUUUAGCAAAUAUAUCAUUGAUUUCAACUGUCGUUGGCUCUUAUAUGGCUACUUCUUUGGUACUAGAUACCCAUACAUUGGACAGACGUAUAUAACACACACCUUCAUUAAUUGGUGUAUGCAGCGCCGCUUGCGAGCAGUCAUUAAAGCAGA
Molecule: messenger RNA, 2043 nt
Organism: Aspergillus versicolor CBS 583.65
Lineage: Eukaryota; Fungi; Ascomycota; Eurotiomycetes; Eurotiales; Aspergillaceae
Product: retrograde cargo receptor ERV46
Exons: 3
Coding region: 288-1598 (436 amino acids)
Biological process (GO): endoplasmic reticulum to Golgi vesicle-mediated transport; retrograde vesicle-mediated transport, Golgi to endoplasmic reticulum
Cellular component (GO): COPII-coated ER to Golgi transport vesicle; Golgi membrane; endoplasmic reticulum membrane
Source: RefSeq, a predicted model, not a curated record